Messenger RNA from Drosophila virilis, 3697 nucleotides. Lineage: Eukaryota; Metazoa; Arthropoda; Insecta; Diptera; Drosophilidae. The record is from RefSeq and is a predicted model, not a curated record.
UCAACCAAAAACAAAAACCAAAAGCGUAGAGCAUUCCUGGAUCGACAUUAAAAUGUACACUUAGAUGUAUUAUUCAUUAUGCAUUUCUUUAUAGAAUAGACACGGAUGGGCGGAGAAAAUAGACAAUGCAUUGGACAAUUUAGUAUUAGACAGAAAAUGUCAGUUAGAUUAAGAUAAGAUUUCCACAUUGUCGUUUUACUAAUUGAUUAAUCGCAGUGCACUGCAUUCACUAAGUAGCUUGGCUAGUCUUGUUCAAAAUGUCCUCGGGAAAGCACUUGGUCUACGCGUGGAUUACAUAUCUCUUCGCAUUUUGUGGAAUCGCUGGAUUCUACUUUGAUAUUCGCACGGGCAAAUUGAUAAAGUCACGUGUACUGUGCAUUUAUAGUAGACUACUCAGUUUAUUUAUUUUGAGCACUUUCCCAACGAUGAUUAAUAUAUAUUGGAUUAAAGCCCCUACGUUUCUUACUCAAUCCAAGCUUACAGUCGUCUUAAUAAUUGCUUAUCCUACUAGCUCCUUGAUUACGGUAUUAAGCUGUAUUUUCUGUGUAAAUCGGUGGCAGCACAGGAUAUUCAAGUUGAUGGAGGAUCUGCUGAAAAUGGAGGAGUUUGCCAUCGAACCCAACUAUUCCAUCACACCAUCUCAGCAGCCAUAUCUAAGACGGCUUUUCUGGAUCAGAUUUUUGCUACUUAUGGGGGAAGAUGUCGUAUUUAUUCUACGGAUGCUUCUCGGUCAGAGUGGAUUUUUCUUUUAUUAUAGCGUUCUUGUAGCUAGAGUUAUGAAAGGAGGACUGUAUUUCCUGCUAUUUAAUCUCAUCUGGCAAAUAAGUUAUACAUUCAUGAAACUUCAGACUUACCUAGAAAAUUUACUUUUUCAACCUAUGCCAAUGUCAAGGAAGCAAACCAAACUACUGGAGUUACAUCGGAUGUACUGUAGGCUAGUCCAUAUGAUAAACGAGUUGUGCAUAAUCUUCAAAUAUCCGCUGGCUUGUUGUUUGCUCAAAUUAACUUGCAAUUCCUGUUUGAGUGGAUAUACACUUUUUCGACUGCUGUUUGGAAAGCCCAUGAAAUCGUUCGCCCCUAAAACUGAUUGGCUUAUAUUAACUUUAAGCGUCAGCGAUGCAUUGGAACUCUACAUCCUGGCUAGCAUAGCCAACACGGCUGGUGAUCUUCAUGAUAGUACUUUUCACAUUUUACGCUAUCCUUACUUUGAUUUGGAUCUGUUGGAACGCAGUAAUGACUGGCUGGCUCUGCAGCUAAUAUGGCAAAAUAAGAACAUCCACAUCUUUGGUGUACUUAACAUUAAUCUUCGCCUCGUUUUUAUAUUUAUAACUAGCAUGGUACUUCAUAUUAUAUAUAUGAUACAGAGCGACUACGACUAUUUGUCAAUAUGAAUUUCAUUUGAAAACUACUAACAUUAUAAUUUUUGUGCUUAUGAUCCUGCAGAAAAGUUUAUAUAAUAAACUAGCUGGUAUUUCCCGGCGUUGCACGGUUAAAGUUUUUGUCUUCAAAUUUGUUCAGUUAGAUGUCAAUGUUAGUUAUAACAGCCAACAUCAAGCAGGCAUAAUCACUUGAGGUGAGAAGGUGUUUUGCAUAGCUAAAGAUCCACCUGGUUCUAUAAACAGUAGACUUAGCUACCGACUCUAGGUAUGCAAGUCCUUGGCCCCAGUUCAAAGCUAUAGCACAUUGAGAAUUAUAGGCAACGUAGAUAUUUGCCAUACCAUUAAAGUACGACCAUCGGAUUAAACUAUUCGUGAAAUUAUGAAAUUUUUAAGUUGCGGAUUGAUAUGUAAAUCGGGGCUAAGUCCUUAGACCGUUAAACGUCGCGUCGAUGUCAACAAUCAACAAUUACGAACAAUUGUAGUCAACCUACUUAGUGAAUGUUCUGUGCUGAUUUAGAAAGAUUAGCAGAGCUGUCAGUUUCUAUUUAUUUACUUAAUUCUUUUAAAUGUCCCUUGCUAAUGGACUUGAUGCACUUCAUUGAAUUCUUUAGUCGUGGUUAAAAUGUCCUCGAGAAAACACGUCGUCUACGCAUGGAUGACAUAUAUCUUAGCAUUUUGUGGAAUUGCUGGAUUCUACUUUGAUAUCCAUACUGGCAGAGUGAUAAAAUCGCGUAUAUUGUCCUACUACGGCCGUUUUUUUAGUCUGCUUAUUUUGAUCAUUACACCCAAGACGAUAAAUACAUAUGCGAUUAACACGCCGUUCAAUCGAACUGAAUACAAGCCUAUUAGUCUGUUGAUUGACACAUAUCCCUUCGUUAUAUUGGCUUCGACAGUAAGUUGUACGUUCUGUGUGCAACGGUGGCAGCACAGGAUCAUCAAGUUGAUUGAGGAUCUGCUGAGAAUGGAGGAGCUUAGCAUCGAACCUAACUAUUCCGUCACACCAUCUCAGCAGCCAUAUCUGCGACGGCUUUUCUGGAUCAAAAUAUUUCUAGUAAUACAACGAUUAGUAAUAUUAUUCAUACUUAUAUUCAUCCAAGGCAAAGACAUAAUAUUUAUUUUAACCGCUUCACUCUCACGAAUCAUGAGAAGUGGCUUUUAUUUACUAAUCUUUAAUUUUAUUUGGGAAAUUUGCCUGACCUUCUUAAAACUGCAGAUUUACCUCGAGCAAUUACUUUUUGAUAUAAUGCCAAUGAGAAAGAAAAUACAGAAAGUACUCGAAUGUCAGCGAAUGUAUUACAGACUAAUUCGGAUGAUUAAUGAACUAUGUACAAUUUUUAAGUAUCCUCUAUUUUUGUACCUGAUCUAUCUUGUUCACUAUUAUGCACUGAGUGGAUACACAUUAAUUCAAAUGCUGUUUGGAAAAAAGUUAAGUGCACCGUCCCGUAACAUGAAUCUUAUUUUUAUAUAUACAACCAUUAUUGAGGCAGCGGAAUUCUACAUCUUGGUCAGUAUUGCUCAUAUGGCCAAUACCCUUCAUGAGCAUACUUUUUACGUUUUACGCUAUCCUUACCCUGAUUUGGAUCUCUUGGAGAGAAGUAAUGAUUGGUUUGCCCUCCAGCUAACCUGGCAAAAUAAGAACGUGCACAUUUUUGGCAUAUUUAUCGUAAGCCGUCAAUUAGUCUUUCUUGUUUUUACUAGCAUCGUACUGCAUAUUAUAUACAUGGUACAAAGCGACUACAAUAUAUUGCGAAUAUAAUAUUAACUUAGAUUUCAUUUCUUGUAGAAAAACAAAUAAGAUAUUCUUUAAAGGAAAUUGUAUCUGUUAAUGAGAGUUUUAGUGUUUCAGUUAUUUUGGAAAACAAUGGUAAUCUACAUGUUAUAUGGUGUUUCAGCUAUCCUAGAAAACUAUUUCUUUAAUGAAAAUUCUAUCUACAAUUUGCAUGGUUUCCAGAACCAGCCAGAUCCCUCAGAGUAUUGGCCAAAGCAUCGUCUACUGCAAAAGGGAGUUUAUAAAAAAGCCAGAGAAGUGGAAUGGACUAUCCACAAAGAAGAAUGACCUCGAAUGGUGUCUAGACGUGGGUCUUUAUGUAAGUCCCCUGAAGGCGAUUAUUGUUCCCUUCUCAAAAAAGGAACAAGGUCCGAUAUUGGAACGAUAUAUAGGCAGGAUAUUAAACUUGGGUUAUAGAAGACGAUGGUCAGAUCGGAGAAUGACUAGUUAGCACUGUUGCUAACAUGCAAGAUACGAAAGUAAAUAUUUAAAGUAUUUACUAUCAAUCAUUUAUUAUUUAGAAAAAGGUAGUUGUAACAUGGUCACAAGU